AUGUCCGGUGUUGAACCAGCUGAUAUUGAGCAAGUUGAUCUGGAACGAGCCGAUCUUGACCCCGCGAAGAUUGCCUUGCCACGUUCUCCGUCCUUCGAAUCCAGUUCUCAGCAUGCGGUGGACACUGCUCGAGGGUCAAUUGAUGCUCGAAGGACGCAACUGGCGUACAUAAAUGACAUCAAGGCGUUGUCGCAUCGAUCACCUCAUCAAAAGCGCACCACAGCACUCCUCGGUCCGACUACCUGUCGCUGGAUCUGCUGGACUUUUUCCAACAGUGGCCUGAGCCGUCCUUCUCACUUUCCUUGCACGGGCUGUCCCCCGUUCUUGCCCGGAGCAGCCGUCACGGAAUUGCUCCGUCAGUCUGCCACCCGCAUUCCCGAUGGCAUUGCGACCCGAUUGCUUAUGGUCGAGGAUUUGACGCUCGAGACCAUCGACCUUCUUGGCGGAGCCUUUGACUUGAGUCCAGAAUUCUUCGAAGCACAUCUGUGGGAUACCGCAUAUGGUCAGCACAACAGUGCAAAGGAAGCAGGCCCGCCGAUGUGGCCCACCGCGUCGAUGGAGAAGGAUUUCGUGUCAAUUAAGUGGUUUAGGCCUGUUGUGCGCUUUGAUGACAGUGCUAGCUCCUCCCUCUGGCAGAAGCGCUUGUUCAAAACGACGCCACAAAAAGAAGAGAGAGAGAGAGAAAGAAAGAAAGAAAAGAAAAAGAAAAAGAGAAAGAAAGAAAGAAGAAAACGGGUACACACAGUACCGCCCUGGAUUUCUUUUUUUCACAAAGAAGUCUACCCAAGAGGACCUGUCGACGAGAAAAACUGGAAUACCAAGAUCAGAAAGGUGUAUGAGCAGCUUGGCAAAGGACGUUCUACGGCUGAUGUCUUACGCGAAUGGUGUUCUCACAGCUGGAAUCCACAGUCCUCAAAUUAUCUCAGUGGCAAUCCUCUACACGUGUUGCAUUAUAUUAUUCACUGUGAUCACUUGGAUUUGUUAAGAGUCAUCAAUGAGACGCUGAACGACAUCCAAGAUGGCCUUGUCGAGGACAACAAAGUCGAGACACAUGCGGACUAUUGGACCAGCUUGGUCAAAAGAUGCGAAAGGAAUCUGCCAGAGGUCCAGAAGUCGCUCACGACUUUAGAGACGGCCAUCCGGCCGGGGACAAAUGAACCAUAUCGCCGCACUGCGAGGCAACUUUCAGUGCGCGUCAACGAAGAGACCGCAAUCACCUUAAAACGCCUGAAAAUCAUUUCCAAGUCUCUCGCAACCGGCAUGGCCAUUCAGGAUAGCAGACGAGGGAUCUCAGAAGCCGAAAGCGUUACCAAGCUGACUGAAUUUGCGUUCUUCUUUCUCCCGCUCACUCUGCCAGCAAGCCUCUUGAGCAUGCAGGUGAAUGAACUACACCAAGGGGUCCCGAUCUCGGUCUUUUUUGUCCUCUCAGUCACUCUGAUCGUGGUGGCUUACAGUCUUCGUCUCGUGAUCCGCAGCAGAGCUGUAAAGGGUUUUCGACAUCGAUGCUGGAAGCAGAUCAGCGAAGAGACAGAGCAGGGAAAACAAGGCUUCCCGGUCAAAAGCAUGCCCACAGGGAUCGUCAUCCAAUGGCUCUGGAAGAAGUUCGGUAAAUUUAUAUUGCUCACUUCUGCCGUGACGGGGUCAUUGUUGGCCCCUCCAGCAGUUCUGUGGACACGCGACAUGGAUAAUGGACUACUGGCGGUCAUAACUUUCAUUCUCUUGUUUGUUGCUUUGAUAUUAAUCUUCUUCUUCGGUAUUUUUAAAGAGAUCCGCUCCAGAUUUCGAGGUAUUCGGGAGCUCUUCCGUGAGCCAGAAAGCGUCGACGCUUGGCGAUCCAUAUCAUGUCAGAUUCUCGGAAUUGAGGUGGUCAACCGCUUCGUCAGCAUCAGGACUGGCCGAUGGGCUACCCCAGACGACUUGAGGCUAGAACGACGAGCCCUUAACCUAAUCCCUAAGCCCUAG
Messenger RNA from Rasamsonia emersonii CBS 393.64, 1962 nucleotides. RefSeq lists its product as uncharacterized. Lineage: Eukaryota; Fungi; Ascomycota; Eurotiomycetes; Eurotiales; Trichocomaceae. The transcript has 4 exons. The record is from RefSeq and is a predicted model, not a curated record. Bases 1 to 1962 code for a protein of 653 amino acids.